Molecule: messenger RNA, 1020 nt
Organism: Scophthalmus maximus (turbot)
Lineage: Eukaryota; Metazoa; Chordata; Actinopteri; Pleuronectiformes; Scophthalmidae
Gene: crabp1a
Product: cellular retinoic acid binding protein 1a
Exons: 4
Coding region: 299-712 (137 amino acids)
Biological process (GO): fatty acid transport
Cellular component (GO): cytosol; nucleus
Molecular function (GO): fatty acid binding
Source: RefSeq, a predicted model, not a curated record
UAAGACAAGACCGCAGCCAAGCACAGUGAGACACAUGGACCAAGUGUGUGUGUGUGUGUGUGUGUGUGUGUGUGUGAGCGCCCGUCUGUGUGUGCCUGAAUAGACAGAUAAAUAAGAGGAACCCAGAGAAACCCUCGGGGUGUGACACUGAACGAGAGGCUGAGCCCAGAGCAGAGGAGACAGGAGCACAGGGACGGAGGGUGAGAAAGAGUCAAAGAGAGACAGAGAGGCAGGGAGACACCAGAGCGUGGAACAGGUUCAUUCCUUCUGCAGCACCUCGCACUCAGCCACAGCAGACAUGCCUAACUUUGCCGGCACCUGGAAGAUGAAGAAGAGUGAGCAUUUUGAUGAACUUCUCAAAGCCCUGGGGGUGAACGCCAUGCUGAGGAAGGUGGCCGUGGCGGCAGCCUCCAACCCUCUGGUGGAGAUCCGUCAGGACGGCGAGCAGUUCUACAUCAAAACGUCCACCAGUGUGCGCACCACCGAGAUCAACUUCCACAUAGGGGAAGAGUUCAACGAGGAGACGGUGGACGGGCGAAAGUGCAAGAGCCUCGCUACCUGGGAGUCGGAAAACAAGAUCCACUGUCAGCAGACCCUGGUGGAUGGCCACGGCCCGAAGACAUUCUGGACCCGAGAGCUGAACGGAGACGAGCUGACACUGACUUUUGGGGCAGAUGACGUAGUGUGCACAAGGAUCUACGCCCGGGAAUGAAGCUCCGCACCCUUCAUCGGGACAAAGGCCCGAAAAACCCAGCGGGACAGCAACCCGUUUAAACCCAACCACGCUCUCUCAUGCUAACACAUUGGCAACGUCUCCCGUGUAAUCUCUAGGCCUCCGUCUUCAAUGUACAAUAGCAACGUCUCAGUAACCUGGUUGUUUGUAGUGAGUGUUGUGUUCACAGUGUCAAUAUCAGCAGCCCUGGUGUCAGCUGUUUUGCGUAGGAUAUAGUCAUCAGUUGCAUUGAUAGAGUGUUCAUGUUCAAUGACAGGAAACAAUAAAAAAAAAUGUAAUAAAGAGUA